GGGUUCAGUCUCGAACGAAAAACUGAAGCAUCAUCAUUUCAAGAACCUUACUCUUGAGAGAUUAUCACAUGCCCUGAGCGAAGGUCGUAUUUGGGAAGAUAAGGACCACGUUGGGUACCUUUGAUGAAUCAAGAGUAAUGGGGUCAAUAUACAGAGUAUACUCUCGCCUGUUGCAUAAACAUCCUGUGGUUGUUCAGUCUCUACAAACCGGUACAUUGACAGGAGCUGGGGAUCUCUUGUCUCAAUUUUUUGUAGAAAAGAAGCCUGCAACUCAAUAUGAAUGGCAGCGUACUGCUCGCUUUUUUGCAAUUGGUACAUUUUUCAUAGGCCCCUCCAUAACAAAAUGGUAUAGAGUGUUAGACGUCAAAUUUGGAUCUGGCAAAGGAAUACGAGCUUUGAAAAAAGUUGCGGUAGAUCAAUUGGUGUUUGCACCUGUGUUUUUGGGAGUCUUCUUGGGUGUGUUGGGGGUCAUGCAGGGACAUAGACCACAGCGUAUCCAGAACGACAUCAAGAAGAACUAUAAAGACAUUAUACUGACCUGUUGGAGUGUAUGGCCAGCUGUUCAAAUCUGCAACUUCUCCUUUGUUCCUUUAAACUAUCAGGUGCUUGUGGCUCAAACAUUUGCAUUAGUUUGGAAUACAUACUUAGCCUGGAAGACUAACAAAGACACUGUUGUUCCUGAACCUCAAGAAAAGCUAACAAUUAACAAAUAGAUCAGAAUUUAAAAUUGAAAUACAGUAAGUAAAAUGUUAGCAAAAACGACACUUUUUUCUGUAUAUAAAACAAACCAUGCAGAUAAAAUACUAUUUAUAAAUGUUCAUAUUUAAUCACUGUAUGUACAUUUAAUAAAUACUGUUGUUAAGAAUGAGUUGGAUGACAAUGCUGUUCAAUUUGUUUCAUAACGUGUACUUUUAAUGAACUGAAAACUACUAUGUAUAAAUGAGUUUAAGACUUUGGCAAGCAAUAUGACUCAAGAAGUGCUAUUGUAAUCUUGUAAAUAAGUUUUCAAUUAAAUAACCAAAUUAAAUUCGGUGGUCUUUUGCUGGUGAAAUCCCUGUACUAUACUGUUAUGUGUUUGUAUAUGUAAAGUGUAAGUGAAUAAUUUGCCAAAAAUUCAGGUUCAUAUGAAGUCAACAUUGCUAGUUGCAGUAACUAAUAGUUGCCAGAAUGUGCACAGUAGUCCUGUAGUUUCUCUAUUCUCAUGUUCAUAUGUUAGGUUUAAUGGACAGAAUGUAGAGAAAUAUCAAAGAUGAGAGGAAAUUAUAUUUUUGAUAAUGUGUCACUAGUAAAUGGGCUUUAUAAGUCACAUCUUAGAAUUUGAUACAACCCUCAUAGGCAAAGGUUAACUCCAUUUAAUGUUUACUUUAGUGUUGUCUCUUCUUUUUAUUGUUGUCAGCACUUUGUUCUUUUUUCAACCAAAUGGACAAAAGAUGAAUCUCAAAAUCAAAGAAUGUUUAAGUUAUCUAUAUAUGAAAAUCAUUUUGAGGCAAUGGAGUAACUUGAACCUAUGUUCUGGUGAUUUAAAGACACCUGCCUUAACAGAUGGUACAAAAGUGACAUCGUGACAGCACCUGCUGUCACGAUGGUACAAAAGUCGACUAAUCUGGAACUCUAUUGAAUUCACUAGGAGGGUCUGGUGGCCCUCAAACUGGAGCCUAAGUAGGGUUUUAUAGUCAACCCGACCACACUGGCCUACGGUAAUGGCGUUCACACUCUUACGUCCCACAUCAGAUCGCAAUAAAAUCACAAUGGCAUUAUAUACAGUAUCAAUAAAAUUUAUAUAUAAUGCCAAUGUUAUCUAUACACAACAUAUAUAAUGUUAUCAAUAUAGAGACAAAAUAGUUGAGAUUAAUAGUCACAGGGAUAUUGAUAUAGAGACAAAAUAGCUAUGGUUGAGCUUUGGCUCUUUGAUCUCGCCUCUCAACUGUCAAUCAACUGGUGUACAGACUCUGGAGCCUAUACAAAUAAAGUUAUUUUCAAACUGUUUA
This is a messenger RNA of Procambarus clarkii (red swamp crayfish), 1988 nucleotides long. RefSeq names its product Mitochondrial inner membrane protein MPV17 (gene Mpv17). Gene Ontology annotation, cellular component: cytoplasm; mitochondrion; membrane. The record is from RefSeq and is a predicted model, not a curated record. Gene Ontology annotation, biological process: cellular response to reactive oxygen species. Lineage: Eukaryota; Metazoa; Arthropoda; Malacostraca; Decapoda; Cambaridae.